AUGGAAAGAGCCAAUGAUGCAAGUAACGGUGGUGAUGAUCUAGGUGGAGGCCGUGUGAUAAUUAAGACAGAAGACGAUGAGAAGGUAACAAUCAAGGUGCAAAAAGAAGGAAUGGCUGAUUUCUACUUCACUAUGAACCGUGAUGAACCGUUAAGAAAGCUUAUGAUCGCGUUCUGUGAGCGUCUGAGUCUAGGUGAUUACAGGUCGUUCAGGUACCUUCUGAACGGUAGCAGGAUUCGUGGCCACCAAACUCCCAACGAGCUUGAAAUGGAAAAUGACGAUGUUAUUGAUGCUUGGAUUGAUCAAAUUGGUGGCGCUAGCUUCUCCUGGUCAUGA
This is a messenger RNA of Daucus carota subsp. sativus, 336 nucleotides long. Its product is annotated as putative small ubiquitin-related modifier 8. The transcript has a single exon. Gene Ontology annotation, cellular component: nucleus. Gene Ontology annotation, biological process: protein sumoylation. NCBI's taxonomy places the organism in Eukaryota, Viridiplantae, Streptophyta, Magnoliopsida, Apiales, Apiaceae. Gene Ontology annotation, molecular function: ubiquitin-like protein ligase binding; protein tag activity. The record is from RefSeq and is a predicted model, not a curated record. Bases 1 to 336 code for a protein of 111 amino acids.